Molecule: messenger RNA, 3515 nt
Organism: Linum trigynum
Lineage: Eukaryota; Viridiplantae; Streptophyta; Magnoliopsida; Malpighiales; Linaceae
Source: the annotation of a GenBank genome assembly
AGGUCAGUCAGGUUAGUUUGUUUGGUUUGUCCGUUUGGAAUUUGGUUUGUAACCUGUACUCUCCUCAAAAUCAGUGAAAUUUGUUCUCCCCUGCUCGUGGAUUAGCUAGCACACACUGUGUUAGUGAACCACGUUAAAUUUGUGUUCGUUCGUGUUGGUCUGGAUUAUCGAUUGCACGCUUCCGUUCUGACAAGUGGUAUCAGAGCCUUUGGUUGCGGUUUUGGGAAUUUGGCGUUGGACUGAAGUUUUGCUUUGUGGAGUUUGGUUUGAGUUUGUUUGAUAGUAAGAAUGGUUGCUAUCAGUAUGAAGAUUGAGAAGUUUACUGGAAGAAACAGUUUCAGUUUGUGGCAGAUCAAGAUGCAAGCACUGUUGAAACAACAAGGUUUGUGGGCUCCAUUGUCUGGAAAAUCAAAGAAGGAAAGCAUAGAUGAAGAAGAGUGGAUUAGUUUGGAGGAGAAAGCUCACUCUACAAUCUUGCUUUGUUUGGCUGAUGACAUCAUCACUGAGGUUGCUGCUGAGAAGACUGUUGCGGGUUUGUGGUUGAAGCUUGAAACUCUAUAUAUGACAAAGUCUUUAACCAACAAGUUGCAUAUGAAUCAACGUUUGUUUAGUUUGCGUAUGGAGGAAGGUAUGUCUCUCAGGAAUCAUCUAGAUCAACUCAAUACCAUCUUGCUAGAUCUGCGGAAUAUUGAUGUUAAAAUAGAUGAUGAGGAUGCUGCCUUAAUUCUGUUAGUAUCUUUGCCACAGUCAUAUGAGAAUUUUGUGGAUUUUUUUAUUGCUGGGAAAGAUAGUUUGUCUUUGGAAGAUGUUAGAUCUGCUCUACAUACUAGAGAGGUUCGCCAUAAGGCAUCUGGUUCAGGUUCGAAAAAUCAGGCAUAUGGGUUGGCUACUACUAGUAGUAGGAGACAACAAUCUGGUAAUAGGAAGGCGAAUACAAAUUCGAAUUCUGCUGGUUUGAAAGAUGAUAUAUGUCAUUACUGCAAGGAGAAAGGACAUUGGAAAUUUGAUUGUCCUAAACUGAAGAAAUAUCAGGAGAAGAAGGAAUCAUCUGCUGCUAUGGCGGAAGAAACUAACUCUGAUUCUGAAGAUGGUUUAGCCUUAGCAGUGAAUGAACAGGUACAUCAUCAGGAUGUGUGGUAUUUGGAUACUGCAGCUGAUUAUCAUAUGUGUCCAAGCAGAGAGUGCUUUUCAACUUAUGAGCAGAUAGAUGGAGGACAUGUUUCUAUGGCCAAUGGUGCUAUCUGUAAGAUUGUUGGAAGAGGCUCCGUCAGGAUGAGGACACAUGAUGGUUUUGUUCACACCUUGAACAAUGUUAGACAUAUUCCAGAGAUGACUAAAAAUCUGAUAUCUUUGAGUCUACUCGACAGCAAGGAUUUCAGUUUCAAAGGUGAAGGUGGAGUGUUGUCUAUCUACAAGGGUUCUAAGGUGAUUUUGAAAGGUGUCAAGCGGGGUGCCUUGUAUAGUCUACAAGGUUCUGUUUUGACAUGUUCUGUUGGUGAUAAGUGCAGCAAGUUGGUUCUGAAUGGCAAGUCUCAAUAUGGAUUGGACUUGCCGAAUGGUUUGAGUUGUUGACCGCCCUUAGGGGCAUUUGGAGGCAGGGGAGGUUCUGGCAAAUUCGGAGAUUUGAAGAGUUUGGUGUCUGAAACUUUUGGUUGCAUUUGAGUUUGGCGGUUUCAAUCGCAUCUGGGUAAAUUUGGCGAUAUGUAUCGCGUCUGGGUAAAUCUGGCAACUUUGGUUGCGUUUGGUACAUCUGGCAACUUUGGUUGUGUCCGGUACAUCUAGUAUUUGAGAGAGAAUUCAAGUCAAGGUGGAGAUUGUUAGAAUAUGACUUGAAUUUGAUUUGUGUUUGUUUUGUGUUUUGGGCCUAUUUUGUUUGGUUUUGGGAUUGGGCUUUGUUUGACCUUUUCCUUAUAUGUUUGGGAAAAGGUGUUUGGUUUUCUGUUUGGGAUUAGGAGAAGAGUUCUAUAAAUACUCUUCAUCACCCUAGUCUGUAGUAAGGUCAGUCAGGUUAGUUUGUUUGGUUUGUCCGUUUGGAAUUUGGUUUGUAACCUGUACUCUCCUCAAAAUCAGUGAAAUUUGCUCUCCCCUGCUCGUGGAUUAGCAAGCACACAUUGUGUUAGUGAACCACGUUAAAUUUGUGUUCGUUCAUGUUGGUCUGGAUUAUCGAUUGCACGCUUCUGUUCUGACAUUGGAUGUAGACCAAUCUUGGCCUCUCCUCUUGAGACUUCACUCCAUGCUCUUGGUAUCCCCUCCGUAGCUUUGCUUGUCUAUAGAGAAAAAAUGGCUAAGGCAUGAAAGCAGACCACAUGCCACAUAUGUGUGGGUACUCGAAUCACUUGAGUCAAAAAUGGAAGAAUUACUUGAGUAAAAAAUGGCACAAAUACUUCACCAUUACAGGAGUAGGGAGACCACGUGCUCACCUGACCCCCCUUGACCAAAUCACGAGGGUGAUGUCUUGGUAGCCAUACCAUGGGGGCGUAUGCUGGUGACUCCCUGACCAUACCACAGGGGGUGGAUAUUAAUCACCGCCAUGAUCAUAUCAUGGGGAUUGCAUGCUCAUGGCGGGGUGUGUUGAUGGCCACCCCCUGAUCAUCUCAUGGAGGGUUCUCCUUGCCAUCCUUUGUGAUCACCCUCGUGUCAUAUCCUGUAUGAGGAUCACCCCCUGAUCAUACCAUGGGGUCCCAUCCUUUUCCAUUCUUAAUCGUAUUUCACUUCUUAAUCGUAUUUCACACCGCAUGGGGGGUUGGUAAUAUGACCCCCUCACUAUGUCCUGAGUCACCCCCUUACCAUGUCAUGGAGGUGGCAAUAUGGUACCCACCCCCUUGGUACCUCCUAGGGGUGGCAGCAUGAUGCCUACCCCCCUUACCACGUCCUGGGGGUGGUAUGAUGGUGGCCACCCCCCUUAGUACCUCAUGGGGGUGGUUAUUCUUCUCUUUGCCUUAUCCGAAUUCUGCCAUCACCCCCCUCACCAUGUUAUGGGGGGGUGGUUAUUCUUCUCUUUGCCUUAGCCAAAUUCUGCCAUCACCCCCUUCACCAUGUUAUGGGGGUGCCUUUGUACAUCCUGGGGGUGGCAGUAUGAUGCCCACCCCCUUGCCACGUCCUGAGGGUGGUAUGAUGGUGGCCACCCCCCUUGGUACCUCCUGGGGGUGGCUACCAUACUGCUUGCCUUAGCCAAAUUCGGCCAUCAUCCCUCCUUACCAUGUGAUGGGGGUGGCGGUAUGAUGUCCACCCUCCUUGCCACGUCCUGGGGGUGGUAUGAUGGUGGCCACCCCCCUUGGUACCUCCUGGGGUCCCUUGGUACUUCCACCCCCUUGCCACCACGUCCUGGGGGUGGUGGUAUGAUGCCCACCCCCCUCUGCGUGUCAUGGGGGUGGCUCCCAUACUUAGUCAAAUUUGGAUAUGCAUGGCGCACGUGGUGGCACGGAGUAAUGGGCCCAAAAACCCAAUCCUCAUGGCCCACUCAACUGAUUUAAACUGAUAUGAUUAAGUUGGCCUUAUAAAGCCAUUUAAUUCCU